Molecule: messenger RNA, 285 nt
Organism: Nematocida minor
Lineage: Eukaryota; Fungi; Microsporidia
Product: DNA-directed RNA polymerase I subunit RPA12
Exons: 1
Coding region: 1-285 (94 amino acids)
Biological process (GO): DNA-templated transcription
Molecular function (GO): nucleic acid binding; zinc ion binding
Source: RefSeq, a predicted model, not a curated record
AUGUUCUGUGAGUCAUGUGAGAAGUAUUUAAGCGUGUCUUCCCUACUGUGCAGCUUUUGCAACCGAAAGAACUCCCUUAAGCUCGAUCCAAAGAAGUCGCAGAGCAAAGAGUAUGCUGUGCAGAGCGUAAAAGAGAGACAGAAAGGUACAAAAAUAAAAGAAGAGUGUCCAGAGUGCAAGUCGGAGUAUUUAUACUACUACACCAUGCAGCUUCGAUCUGCAGACGAAGGGCAGACUGUAUUUUACGAGUGCGACUGUGGAUACAAAGCAAAACUCAAUACAUAA